This is a messenger RNA of Oncorhynchus tshawytscha (Chinook salmon), 1286 nucleotides long. Its product is annotated as myosin phosphatase Rho-interacting protein-like. The transcript has 8 exons. The coding region runs from base 127 to 1206 and encodes 359 amino acids. Gene Ontology annotation, biological process: actin filament organization. The record is from RefSeq and is a predicted model, not a curated record. Gene Ontology annotation, cellular component: actin cytoskeleton. NCBI's taxonomy places the organism in Eukaryota, Metazoa, Chordata, Actinopteri, Salmoniformes, Salmonidae. Gene Ontology annotation, molecular function: actin filament binding.
UUCGACCGGUCGGGGAGAGCUCAAAGCGCACAGGAUUUGACAGAUGUUCGAAUCGGAUAAACUGCACCGCAACGAGAGAAUUGGGGACCAUUUCAGAUUUACAUAGUGGAGCCCAUAUACGACAAAAUGUCAGGACAAAAGAGUGCGAAUCCGUGCAAUAAAUUCCAAGCGAACAUUUUUUAUAAAAGUAAAUGUCAGAACUGCUUCAAGUCUCGGGAGCUGCAUCUUCCAACUGAUCAUGGUAAGGACCAGGCCAAACCCAUCUAUGGAGGCUGGCUCUGCUUGGCUGCUGAGGGGACAGACUUUGACAAUCCAAUUCAGAGGUCAAGGAAAUGGCAGCGACGAUUCUUCAUCCUGUAUGAACAUGGCAGCAUGAGCUUUGCACUGGACGAGUUGAAAAGCACUCUGCCACAAGGAACAGUGAACAUGAAUCUGUGUACAGCGGUGAUUGACGCAGAGCCUAAGACAGGCCAGAGGAACGCUUUGUGCAUCAUCACACCUGAACAGGAGUUCUUUAUCCGGGGGGAGAACAAGGAGAUCAUCAAUGGCUGGAGUGAACAACUAGUCGUUUACCCACGGACCUAUAAGCAGAAUCAGAAGAAGAAACGUAAAGUAGAACCCACUACUUCCCAGGAGCCCAGCCCAGCAAAGAUGGCUGCCACUGAGCCCAGUUUCUCAGUCAUGAAAAGUGGUGACCCUCGCCUGUGGCAGGGAGAGUGGCCCAGUGGGGGUCCGGAUGUGGCCCCUGUCUGGACUGUGACAGAUACUGAUCCCCUGGGCCUGGACGAGACCCCUGCAGGUCAUGGUUCCCACUACCUCCCUUCAGCCUCCAGUGACUCCCUGACCUUUGACGGUAGUCUGCGGCUCUCCAACGGCUCCUGUAUCAGUAGCUCUGUGAGUUCCCUGGACUCUGUGGCCAGCAAGGGGACUGACACCAGCAGCGACAGCCAGCGCACAGAGCCUACGCCAUACAGAGACCACCCACCGGCCAACAAGAACAACAUGGCAGAGAGAAGCUGUUACAAUGAGCCAGGGAAGGCUGGGAGGAGUGCUGUGGGAGAGGACCUGGGUCAGGCUGGAUCCAGGAAGGGGAGGAGUGAAGCUCGCAACAACCAGAGAGAGGUAUCAGUCACACCGUCACAGUGUUUUUACAUUGCAGUCAGUCCUCCCACUCCCGGUAAGGCUUGUCACAUUCCUCCACUAUAACACCAUCACUUGAACCACACCUCAUAAUCCAAAGAGUAACCACAGCUUUUAAGAAUAGCAACACUUGUUACCCACCAGGA